AUGGCAACAGCAAACUCAACAGCUUCCCGCAUACCGAAGAAAACAGUAAAAGAUUUUAAAUUUAUCAAAGAAAUCGGCAGUGGAUCAUAUUCAACAGUGUUUCUUACUAUUGAAUCAGCUACUAAUCGUGAAUUUGCUAUCAAAGCCGUGAGAAAAGAUUUAGUCACAAAAGAAAAAAAAACUUCACAAGUCGUUCGCGAAAAAGAUAUUUUAGCACGACUUACCAAUUGUAAUUAUGUAGUAAACCUUUAUUGUGCAUUUCAAGAUGAUAAAACUCUUUAUUUCGGUCUUACAUAUUGUCCAAAUGGUGAUCUUCUUCAAUAUAUAAACGAUUCUGGUCAUUUUACUGAAGAAAUUGUACGAUUUUAUUCUGCAGAACUUGUUGAAGCACUUGAACAAUUACAAAAUCGACAUAUCAUUCAUCGUGAUCUCAAACCGGAAAAUAUACUUUUAAGUGAUGAUAUGCAUAUUCAGUUAACUGAUUUUGGUUCCGGAGUAAUUUAUGACAAUAGUGAAUCUCUCUUCCAAACAGAUAAUAGCAAAAGUGUAGAUGGUGAAAGAAAAUCAAUAAAACGAACUAAUUCAUUUGUUGGUACUGCUCAAUUUGUAGCGCCAGAAAUUCUGAAACGUGGCGCUAUUCAUGUCGGAUCCGAUUUAUGGUCACUAGGCUGUAUUAUUUAUCAAAUGACUACCGGUAAACAUUUAUUUCGUGGCGGUCAUGAGUAUGAUAUUAUUAAUUCUGUUGUACGUGCUUCUUACAAAUUACCUGAUGAUUUUUCUCCAGUAAUUCGUGAUCUACUUCAAAAACUAAUUCGUCUCGAACCAAGUGAACGGCUUGGUACUCAAGAAACAGGUGGUAUGAAAAAGCUCAAAGAGCAUGCAUUUUUUAGUGAAUUUCCUCAUGAUACUAAAUGGGGCCAAUUACUAAAUCAACGAUCACCCCUUGAAGCAAAACAUAAACUUAGUUCAAGGCCACAAAUUAGUGAUGAUGAGCUUAAAACAAUGUCAUCCGGUUUUGAUGACCGUGUUGAAGCUCGUUUGAUUGGUUUACGAAUGGCAGCCGAUGCACCACAUGAGUUAGCAGCAAUGAUUACUGGAUCAUCGAAUAUUACAAUAUCAGACGAAAAUUCAUCAUCGCAAAAACCAGAUAAUCGAAAUUCAUCGUCGAAUCAUAGUACAAACUCGUCCAUGUACAAUCCUCCGCCCUCAAAUAACUCCGUUAAUAAUAAUAAUAAUAAUAAUGCAUCUGUGACAGCAAAAAGAUUACAAUUACCUGAUCAUGCUCUAUCGCUAUCAGAGCAAUCUACGAAGAAUAUCUAUCAUAGAUUUGUCCAAAAUAAUCUAAUUAUUAAACAAGGAGUUUUAGAUAAGAAAAAAGGCUUGUUUGCUAGACGGCGUAUGUUUCUUGUUACUGAAGGUCCUGCUAUAUUUUAUGUUGAUCCAGAUGCAAUGGAGUUAAAAGGAACUAUCUCAUGGACAGCAGAUUUACAUAUUGAACAGAAAGAUAUGAAAACAUUUCUAAUUCAAGUGCCGGGUCGAACAUAUCAUUUAACUGAUCCAGAUCAAGAUGCGACGACAUGGUGUAAGAGUCUUACAUCCAUUCAUUAUCGAUAUUAUAAUACAAAUCCAACUCGAGAAGUAUCAACCAUAUCAUCGUAUUCAACAACAUCGUCUGCGUCAUCUGGAUUGCAGUCUACUAUUCCAGUAACUGAACUUUAA
Messenger RNA from Rotaria socialis, 1719 nucleotides. The record is from the annotation of a GenBank genome assembly. Lineage: Eukaryota; Metazoa; Rotifera; Eurotatoria; Philodinida; Philodinidae.